GCCUAUUCCAAAACCCUUCCCCGCCUUCUCGUUCUUUUUCUUUCGAUCCGCAGCCUCGAGCGAGCCUUCAUCGCCGCCACCAGCACACCCCAAAAAAUCCCGACAUCCUUUUUUUUUUCCCCUCUCCCCGAUUCGCGGUGUUGCUUGCCUGCCUGACACCGAGUGCGAUGCUGAGGCUGAUCUUCGUGGCCGCUGCGCUCGCCGGCCUCUCCCGAGCCAGCGACGUGCUCGAAUUCACCGACGACGACUUUGACAGCGGCGUCCAGGACCUGGACCUCAUCCUGGUGGAAUUUUAUGCGCCCUGGUGCGGUCACUGCAAACGGCUCGCCCCCGAGUACGAGACGGCGGCCACGCGCCUGAAAGGCAUCGUCCCCCUGGCUAAGGUCGACUGCACGGCCCACAGCAAGACUUGCAGCAAAUACGGCGUCAACGGCUACCCCACCCUGAAGAUCUUCAGGGGCGGAGAAGUUUCUGGGCCCUACGAAGGCCCCAGAUCAGCAGACGGAAUUGUGAGUUUCCUGAAGAAGCAGGCCGGCCCCGCCUCCGUGGCGCUCACCACCGAGGCGGCGUUUGACGAGUUCGUCGCGGACAAAGACGCCAGCGUCGUCGGCUUCUUUUCCGACAUCCAAAGCCCGGCGUACGAAGAGUUCCAGAAGGCCGCAAACGACCUGAGGGAAAACUACCGCUUCGCCCACACCAGCGUCGAGGCGCUCCUCAAAAGUCAAAGCGUGGACGGCGAGGGCGUCAUCCUAUUCCGCCCGCCCAGGCUCAACAACAAGUUUGAAGAUGGCUCAGUCAAAUUCAGUGAGGGGAAAAUUACCAAAAACAAAAUCAAGACGUUCGUCAAGGACAACGUUUUUGGGAUGUGCCCCCACAUGACAGACGACAACAAAGAUCAGCUGAGGGGGAAAGACCUGCUCGUGGCCUACUAUGAUGUGGACUACGACAAAAAUCCCAAAGGCUCCAACUACUGGAGGAACAGGGUGAUGAAGGUGGCCAAGAGCUUCAUCUCCCAGGGCAAGGAGCUCGGCUUCGCCGUCGCCAACAAGCUUUCGUUCAGCCACGACAUGUCUGAGUUCGGCCUGGACGGAGCCGAUGGAGAGCUCCCCCUAGUGGCCCUGCGCACCGUCAAGGGAGACAAAUACGUCAUGACCGAGGAGUUUUCUCGCGACGGAAAAGCGCUUGAGAGUUUCCUGCAGGACUACUUUGACGGCAAACUGAAGCGUUACCUGAAGUCGGAGCCCAUCCCGGAGAGCAACGACGGCCCCGUCAAGGUUUUGGUGGCUGAGAAUUUUGACUCCAUCGUCAACGACGACAGCAAAGACGUGCUGGUCGAGUUCUACGCGCCGUGGUGCGGCCACUGCAAGAGCCUGGAGCCCAAAUACACGGAGCUCGGAGAGAAGCUCGCCAACGAUCCCAACGUGGUCAUCGCCAAGAUGGACGCCACGGCCAACGACGUCCCGUCGCCUUAUGAAGUCAGCGGGUUCCCGACAAUUUACUUUUCACCAGCCGGCAGUAAAAUGAAUCCAAAGAAGUAUGAGGGAGGCCGCGAGUUGAGCGACUUCGUGUCGUACCUGAAGAGGGAGGCGGCCAACCCUUUGGUGAUGGACGAGGAGCCCAAGAAGAAGAAGAAGAAGAAGAGCAGCGACGACGACAAGAUUGAGCUAUAAAAGGAAAAAGAAAAAAAAAAAAGAGCUCGACAAUGAGAACGCAACAUCCCCGCUGCGACUUGGGAGGGUUUUUUUUUUUUCCCCCAAUAUUUUUAUUUUUUGUUUUUAGGGGAAUCAACAGGAGAGAAAUAAAUUAUAUUCCACUGUCUUAGUGAACGCUAACAAUGCGCUGAAGCCAAGUUGAUUGGGUCCUCUGGCAAUACUGUGGAAGGAAGAGCGCUGUUUCGCUUUCGUGAAAAGGGGCAGCUUUUUCCAAAUGUAUGAUUUUUGUUUUUUUUUUUUUUUUUUUCUGUCUUUCCCUCCCCUAAAAAAAGGAGGGGGAAAAAAAAAAAGCAUCUCGUCUACUCCACGUCUCUCUCCGGCUCACGAUGCACUUGGGGCCGCUCGGCAUUCGGCGUCAACCUGCCGCUCCGGGUUUUUGUUUCUACUUGUCACACGGGGGGGAGCGG
Molecule: messenger RNA, 2119 nt
Organism: Syngnathoides biaculeatus (alligator pipefish)
Lineage: Eukaryota; Metazoa; Chordata; Actinopteri; Syngnathiformes; Syngnathidae
Gene: pdia3
Product: protein disulfide isomerase family A, member 3
Exons: 13
Coding region: 168-1670 (500 amino acids)
Biological process (GO): response to endoplasmic reticulum stress; protein folding
Cellular component (GO): cell surface; endoplasmic reticulum
Molecular function (GO): protein disulfide isomerase activity
Source: RefSeq, a predicted model, not a curated record